This is a messenger RNA of Toxorhynchites rutilus septentrionalis, 8153 nucleotides long. RefSeq names its product protein hobbit (gene hob). Lineage: Eukaryota; Metazoa; Arthropoda; Insecta; Diptera; Culicidae. The transcript has 8 exons. The coding region runs from base 169 to 7086 and encodes 2305 amino acids. The record is from RefSeq and is a predicted model, not a curated record.
GAUUAGUCAACAGGAGGAAACUGUCAAGUGAUGAUGUGUUGUUAUUUAUACGCCUGUACCGUUCCUUCCUGGUGAAAAUUUGUGGAAUUCAAAACAUUUUCCUUUUAUUUGGCUUCGACAGUGUCUAGUCGGGUCUCGAAAGUCUGGACAGAGUAAAAUGCUGCAGCCAUGAUAACGCUGCUCUCGUUUUUGGCGAUUAUUAUCGCCAUCUAUCUCGGUAUAACUUGGCUUCUCCCACAAUGCAUAGGGUACAUCUUGAAGCGAAAGUUCAACAUCAAAAUUCGCUUCGGUCGGAUAGGUUUACCGUUCUCGCUGCGGGAUGUGAACAUCUGUAAAAGCGGAUUCUCGGUGCAAAUCGAAGAAAUUUGCAUUCGAAGCAGUUUCUUCAAUUCGGAAGUGACGAAAUUGCUGUCUAUCAAUAUUCGCGAUAUACGAAUCAACAAGGAUAUCAAUCGUCGUCAGCAGCAGACCCAAAAUUCGAACCAACAUCAGAAUCAACAACCGAAUGCUACCAAUACCGGCCCAACCAGCUCCGAUGCACCUGCGAAUGAUGCCCAUGCGAAAAAGCGCAACAAUUUGGAUUUUCGUGAGAAAAAAGUCCAUCCGAUGAUCAUCAAGUUCGCCCAAUUCAUGGCGGUUCACAUCCACAAUGUGUCCGUGGCAUUGCUGAGCAACGAUCAUGAUCCGGGCUGGUUGCUGCAUGCGACCGCCAAAGAGCUGCAUCUGGAUGGAAGCCUUGUGCACAACACGAAGACGAUGCUCGUGUCCUCGGCGCUUUGUGAUGCGCAGGCGAAAAUCCUACGACACUGUCAGGUAGCGAAACGGCUGGACAGACCGAGACCGAGCGACUCUCAGCCAUGUCUGGGUGAGCUUAGCUUUGGCAUAGCGUUGGACAGUGUGCUGGUAGCUCAUGGGCCGAUUUCGCUGGAGAAGUUACAAUUAGCGAUGACCAACACGAAAGUGGUUCUCCACGGGGGUCUGUAUGAGUUCUUGAAAGAUGCGCAAAGUCAGAAGCGCCGACACGAAAUGUUCCUACGACAGAAUAGCGUUAGUUUGGACAGUGUUCCUGGAGCGCAAGCUGAGCAGGGGCGCAACGACGGCAGCGAGACGUAUCUGGGAAUAGCUCCCAUCAUUCCGAAGAAUUUCGUCAUUAAAAUCGAGAACACUACGAUAUCGGCGGUGCGCGAGAAUAGUUCGAAUGAUUUCUCGGCCACCUUGCAGUUGUUCACUGUUUCCGGCAAGUUCAGCAACCGCAAUAUCUCGGACGAAUUCCUGAUGCCCAUGUUCUAUGCGGGCAUCCAGUUUCAACAGCUCGAGAUUGAUACAAUGCAGGAGAAGCUCCUGUUCCUGGAGCUGUUCAGUGUGGAUUCCAAGCUCGAGAAGGAUCUCAUCAAUGUGUACUCGAAGUUGAAGUCGUUCCGAAUGGUCUACAAUCACAAGGAGAUCUACGGUUGGAUCAGUAAAAAUUUCUUUUCGAGCGAACGCUUGGCGAGACAGAUGAAUCCGAAGAGUUUGAAGCUUUCGACGAGGAGCGGCAAGGAUGCUGAAAGCCGUGUGGGUGCCGGUAGUGGAAUAGUUGAGGAGUUUCUCAAAAGAGUUGUUAUUACCGGGUGUGCGGAACUGUGGAACGUUACAUCGGUGUUCAAGUUUGGCUCCCAAGAGAUCUCCUCCAUCUGUUGCAACCACACGAAGCUACUGUUGGACCAGUUCGCGGAAACCAGAAGUAGCGUGUACGAGAAUCGCUUGCUAAAUCUAGUUCUGGAGAAGCGCCACUGGAGCGCCGAGCUAAUGAUCGAGUCACUAUGGUGGUCCCUCAACGGGAGCGUGGCCCAUAAAGACUUCGGCCAGCGGCUGAAGAAAAGCCACAUCCGGGGCAGCCCGUUCUACGUGGGCGUCAGUCUGAUCAAACUGAGUAGUUACGGGGAUGCCACCAAGCUUGAUUUCACGAUCCAUACCUUCCGGACCGAGUACAGCCCCACGCUGGCGAUGUAUCUGGUGCAGGCGAAGCAGUGCCUCGAACAGUACCGUUCGUCCGGGUUGGCGAGGAAGAACUCGCUCGCGUACUUCCCGUCGGUGGAUGGAUCGCUUCUGGAUUGUUCCUCGCUGAAGCGAACGAAGCCAGGGUUUCUGAUCAGUGCCAAAAUAACCGACGCAACGAGUUUCUUCUUCAAUAAGUUCGACACAUGUGUGCUGGCCAACUUGAGCGAGCUGUCCUUGGCGAAAACAACUUCGAUAAAUGUCCUGAAACUGGAUCAGUUCCACAUGGAAAUGUUGGAUUUCAAACACAGCUCCGGAUCGGAGUUUGCACCGGCGGAGCUGCAGAACAUGUUUGCGAACUUUAAAGUGAUUCGCGUGGAGCACACCGAUCACCCACGGCAUCCGAAGUUGGCCGUCCACUUUUUGGACGAUACCGGUGCGAUGUGGAAUGCCAAUCUCCAUAUGCACAUUGUUACCCUGUUCGGGGAGAUCAGGGAGUUGAAGGCAGCCUUAGAGACGAAAAAAAUGGCACAGCCCCCGUUGGAAUUACCCACGGCGGAAACGUUACCAAAGAGUUCCCCCACGGGGGAACAGCGAGCGUGGAUUAUUGAUUUGUAUGCGGAGGGAAACGCCGAGUUCGCUAUCAAAAUAAGCGAUCGCCAUUCGAUGCAGUUUUUCAGUGAAAAUUUGUACAUCAGUCGAAAAGAGCGGUGGUUUAUUUCGUUCGAGAACAUGUUCAUCAAGAUUGAUGAUCAGCAUAUUUUCACGUUCAAAGAUGUGGACAGUCACCAGAUGGCGGAGAUGGAUGUGUUGCGGGCAGAGCGUCAGCACUACGACAGCUUUCGACUGACGAGUAACAAGGUUUGGGCGACGACGAUCGGCGUGGUUCGGGUGAUCUUUCCGUACGAUCAUGACUUCUACGGGGCGAUAGUGAAUGAGUUCGUGUCGAUCUACAAGUGGCUGAAGGCGAUACAUGGCUACAAGAAGAAGCCUUUCACGCAGGAUUCGCCUCUGCCAAGUGACAUGUUUAUUCAGAUCAAAGAGUUUUUAAUGGAAAUGAGUGACGACCCGUUCGAGGUGAAACUUCGUGAUAACUACGUGCUGCUGUUGGACGAGUACAAUGAAAGCGUCAAGCGGAAGGAGUUGUUCGAUCAGAAAAUAGCACAGCUGUGCGCGGAGCGAUUGAUUCUCCCGGCGGGAACCCUGGAAGAACUGAAUGCCAAUCUUAUCAAGAAGAACUCGGAGAUUUACAUUCAACGGUCGAAGAAACUGUCGGAAACAGGUCCACCUCGGACGCGCUUAAUCGCUUGGGUUAUGACGGAUUUGGAAAUUAUGGCCAUGGCUGAUCCCUCGGUACAUGGAUCGGAGAACGCAAUUCGUAUGAUACGUGAGAUAGACGCUGAGAGCCCAUGGCCAGAGGAGGGUAUCGAAUUUGUGACGCUUUGGUGUCGAGCUGUCAACAUCAGUUGUUCCGAGUGGAAAUUCAUGCUCAGAGAUUACCCCCAACCGAUGUUCCAUGUGAAAGCCAUGCAUUUGUUUGGUCAUUUAGCGGGGGCAGAGAUGGCACCACCUCGGAGGGCUAAACGGGAUGUUGAUAUUGAGGUAGGUGCACCCUUCGGGACGCACACAAUAGAGCGAAGUAUGCAAUCGAUUAAGUUCUACCAUGACUUCGAUUGGGAGCUGGAUUAUCUGGCGUAUGCCUUCGGACCAUGCUGGGAACCGGUGAUGGCACAGUGCAAUUUGAUGAUGGAGAAAAUUUCCGCUCCCUCACGGGACCCCAGUCCACCGCUUCCAUUCUGGGACAAGAUGCGUCUGCUUAUGCAUGGUCGAUUAACGAUAAUCGCCAAGCAGUUCACCAUCCUGCUGCACGCCUCGCUUGACCCGUAUAAUACCACCGAGGAGAUGGAGUUGACUUGGAACAAUUGUGGCAUAGUUUACACAAACGCUAAAAUUAUGUUCAAAGGAGAUUUGAACGUUUUCGUACGCACAGCAUCCCGCUACGACGAUUGUCGCCUCCUGCAUCUUCCCAACCUCAAGCUCACCUUCAAGCUGAACUGGGCCUGCCUGGCAAACCCCAACGAUCAUCACGCUGUCAUUCCGUGCGCUCCGGACAAGCUGCCGGAGUACUCGAGCAACCAGGUGCACGAUUCCUUCCGCGCUUUCCGCUCCCAAAACCUCAACAUUUGGGUUUCGUUCGAGAUCAAGCAAAAUGUGUCCGAUGCGGACGUGCCGAAUCUGGUCCUGUACGGGAGCACACUGCGGUGGUUCGAGAGCCUCAAGCUGAUUCUGUCCGGUGUGACGCGCCCCACCAGGCGCGGGCCUGUUUUCAACAAUGUUCGACCCCGAAAGAAGCAACUGAGUCGACACUACCGGAAGGCGAAUCUGCAGAUGAGUUUACACAAGUUCCAAAUCUUCUACUGGAUGUCGCACGCGUUGAAUCGUGGUUUCCAGCUGAACGGCGGUAGAAUCACGUUAAGUUCGGAGCACACGCUCACUUUGUCGCCGAUCGACGAUGGAUUGGUUCAUCGGCCCCGUGCCGACUGGGCUAUCAUCUACAUGAACUGUGAGCUGAACGAUGCGGAGAUAUGGCUGCGCACGACUACGAUGAGCGAUCGAGCCGAUGGGAGCUCGGAGAGUAUUUCGAAUUCGAACGGGGACAUUUGCAGGUACUACUUCCUGAGUGUCGCAAAGGUGUCCUACGGGCGGGAGGCCCUCCUCGCGAACGGUAAUGAACGGGAGAAGGACACCCCCACCCACAAGCUGGUGGUGUACGAUCUGAAGGGUGCCUGGACCAAAGAUAAUCGGGAUGUAGCGUUCGCUUUGUUCGAUUCCUUCAUGAAGAGCCAGCGGUUGAAGAAUAAUCUUUCGACCGAGGCACUGAAGUGUUUCCGGAAGGAGGGAAACAAUACACCGCUCAAAUCACGAAACAGUCAGGACAAGGGAACGGCUUCCCAGCACCACUCGGAUGGUAGCAGCCGACAACAUAUCAACAAGCGCCAGGAAACCUCCGAUGGGUUGGUGAUGCUGCAGCAGUUGAUAUCCGAAGCGGACCACAAAUCGCUGGUGUUCAGUGACGAUCUGUCGGCGCAGACCCGGCAGCAACAGUUGAAGGGGUUGCAGGCUUGCCAGGAUGGGGAUGUGUUGCACUACAACUGGUUCAUUUCGUUGGUCAACUCGCAGGUGCUGCUGAAGGGAUGCGAAACGUCCGGUUAUGUGAUUUUGAGUGCAGCCAAAGCGGAGAUUUUGCAGCGAGUUCAUAGACCGGUUUGGCGCGAUCAUACGAUUGUGUCGAAGACGACGUGGGUCGGUUCGUUGGAAUGCAUGCAGUAUUAUGCGACGGUCAGUGCGGAGGAUGGAGACACGAGGGAAAUGGCGGAGAUUAUGUGGCUCACGGUUGAUAAUAUUCAGGAGAAAGAUAGGGAUGCAACUGUGAUAAACGAGUUUCCAGAUUUGCCCCAUCUGGUGGGAAGUGGACAGAGCGUCGGUGGGGUUGUCUCGGAGACGGUGGGAGUGUCUGGGGAUAGCUACAGGGGAGGAAAGUUCCCGAUUCAGCUGCAACGUAUCGUAUCUAGAUGUAAGUGCGAGUUCUUCUACGUGAGCUAUGGUGAUACGAGCAUCGAUCCGGGUACGAUUAGUGAAGUGCCGCCACCGCCUGCUGAGGAGAGUAUGAGUCCGUGGGAAAACCAGGAUGAACCGGUUGAUGCCUUCACAUUGAUGCAUCACGACUUGGACGUGUGCACGAAUUCCCUCCAAUACGCUAUGAUUUUGGACAUCGUUAACAAUCUUCUUUUGUACGUGGAACCACAACGAAAAGAGGCUUCGGAACGGCUGGCCCGAAUGCGUUUCCAACUGCAGCUGUACAGUAGUGAGGAUCAGAAGCGUCCCAUCCAACAUCUGCAGACCGAGAUUCGUGGUCUUAUGUCGCGUAUCCGUUGUUUGGAGAAAGAUGUUCACUUUAUUACCAAAGCCCGCCUGGAAGAGGGCGAUAGCGAUGAGUUGAGAGUGGAGUAUGAAGAGGUACAGAAGAUGAUACGCGAAUUCAAGGAGAUACUGUCCAACAAGAGCGAUGAACUGGAUGUGAUGUUGUCUUGCUACAACGAGACUCAGCUGUCCGCUUCCAAUCGGUUGGCAACAAUCAGGAAAGAUAAACCUCUCACUAUCGUUCGUGCCAACGAGAUCUGCUUCAAGCAUGCUCAGUGGCGUCUGACCGAAGCGGACGGUCAAAUAGGUAUCGCUGAUUUGAUCCUUAGUAAUUUCUUAUAUACCAAAAAUUCUAAAAGUGAUGAUUCGGUUGACCAUUUGCUGGAACUUGGUUACAUCCGGAUAAACAAUUUGAUUCCUAGGGAUAGUUAUAAGGAGGUGCUUUGUCCCACGGAGAUACAGCGAGACAUGCCGGUGGACCACAAGCGGGUGCUUCGGGUGUUCUGCCGUGAGAAACCACCCGUUGGGGGAAUAUCUGUGAAGGAGCAUUUUGAGAUUAAUGUUGUUCCGAUCACGAUCGCCAUUUCCAAGAAAUUUUACAACACAAUGCUGAAGUUCUGUUUCCCCGAUCGAGAUGCUCUCGAGAGCGAGGGGAACGAUGAGCUCGAGGAUGGUGCAAGUUCCAGUUCGGGGGCCUCGGUAGCUACAAAGCCGUCGUCGAAGAAGGCGAACAAUUCCCGCGGGAAGAAGAGUUCGAAAGAUAGCAAUUUCUACGUACGGAUCCAAGAUGAUGUGGAGAAGAUGAAAGAGCGGGCCGAGAAGAACAAGCUGUUUAUUUACAUAAAAAUACCGGAGGUGCCUGUGAGGGUUAGCUAUAAGGGCAAUAAAGAGAAAAACAUCGAAGAUAUCACCGAUCUGUCGCUGUUGAUUCCGACGCUGGAAUAUCACAAUGUGACAUGGACUUGGCUGGAUCUGCUGCUGGCAAUGAAAUCAGACAGCCGGAGGGUAUUGUUAUCGCAGGCGAUAAAGCAAAAAUUGAAGCUGAAGAAAGUUUUAGUUGACGAACAACCGUCACCUCAGGAGGAGGAUAAAGCAAAAAUGCUGUUCGGCAACCGACAUGCGAGAGUUCGGAAUAAGCCGGAAAACAAAAGUUUGCGGAAAGGCGUUUUCAAAUUCUCAAAAUCUUAAAGAAGAGCUGACUAUCGAGUCAUUAGUUGCUCUGCUCAAAUAUCACUUUACAUAAUCCAAACAUUUGACCUCCCCCCACCUGGCAAAAAACGGCAACAAAAUCAGGAGACCAGCUAGUCGCAUACUAGGAACGCGCAAUUGAUACGUAGCGCAACCACAGUUGAUGAUGGUUCCACAUCACACACGUACACACCUUUGAUUGUGUAGCUUUAAAUUCCAUAUUUAUAUUAUUGUAGGAACUACGCUUGUAGACACAUUAGUUCCUCUCGGAGAGAUGCAGACGAGUAUGUUAUACUAGUAUUUAAACAUACAUAUAUCUACACAGUAUGUUCAAUAAAUAAGGGGAAUUUUCAUUUAAAUCAUGGAACACGUAACGCCAUCAGUUGAACGUUGAUAACAUCAGAAAGGUAAAGGUAUCACCAUUCAAACGCAGCCAACUUUAUGUAAAUCGGUUGACAGGUUAAAAAGUUAUGCGCUUUUUAAUGACAUUAUGCUUUAUGCUUGUGUCGUAAAAAUACAAUGGAACAAAGAGCAAAUAUAAAUUUUGUUUCGUGAUUUUUUUUAGUUUAGGGAACAGAAAAUAGUCGCAUGGUGUUAGAUCAGGAAAAUACGGAGGGUGGUCGAUAGCAUGAAACUGUUUUUUCAUCAAAAACUCACGAAAAAAUAACUUAUUAACCAGUCAACCGAUUUACAUAAAGUUGGCUGCGUUUGAAAGGUGAGACCUUUGCCUUUCUAAUGUUAUCAACGUUAAACAGAUGGCGUUACGUGUUCCAUGAUUUAAAUAAAAAGUCCCCUCAUUUAUUGAACAUACUGUGUAUACAUAUUCAGGGCUUUCACAGUGGCUAACAAUAACACUGGGCGGAUGGAGGAAGGGUCCAUUCCUGUCUGGUGCUGCUGGAGAUUUUAGGUUUCCUGUUAUUUGAUAGUAUAGUACUGUUCUAUUUAUAUUUUUUUCAAUUUGAAUGGUGCAUUUCUGUUUCCCAAAUAUUUUAUUUUACAAUUACCAAGUAAUAUUCAUAUUGUAUAUUCACUGUAUGUUACAAUUUUUGUUGUUAACUGACUCAACA